Messenger RNA from Mugil cephalus (flathead mullet), 1728 nucleotides. It is a transcript of the gene ascl1b, whose product is annotated as achaete-scute family bHLH transcription factor 1b. Gene Ontology annotation, cellular component: RNA polymerase II transcription regulator complex. Gene Ontology annotation, molecular function: DNA-binding transcription factor activity, RNA polymerase II-specific; RNA polymerase II transcription regulatory region sequence-specific DNA binding; protein dimerization activity. The coding region runs from base 225 to 836 and encodes 203 amino acids. The record is from RefSeq and is a predicted model, not a curated record. Lineage: Eukaryota; Metazoa; Chordata; Actinopteri; Mugiliformes; Mugilidae. The transcript has a single exon. Gene Ontology annotation, biological process: positive regulation of transcription by RNA polymerase II; neuron differentiation; sensory organ development.
UGGGGCGCGUGUUGAAAAAGAGGAGUGCUGCCAAAGUUUGGGUCAGAUCGGCUCGUGGAGUAAGCAGUCAAGAGAGACUUGGACUAGAGUUAGCCACACGCACGGUCCCCACGCGAAGGACACGAGAGCUGUACACUGCCAACCACUCCUGCUCUUCCCACUCUUCUCGCCCCACUUGUUUGACGCUGCACCCUGCAUCCAUCACGUCCAGAACUGUCAGCGAGAUGGAGACUACAACCAUCACCACUACGCAGACCGCGUUCACUUUUGGACUUAGCGAGAGAUGCGCCACCAUCAGCCUGCACGCCCCCGCGCAGGACUGCGCGGUGCCCGCCGUGCACGUCAGCGACGGCGCCGUCGGCUUCCAAAGCAAAACCAAGGUGCUGAAGAGACAGCGCUCCAGUUCGCCGGAGCUCCUGCGCUGCAAGCGGCGCCUGAGCUUCAACGGUCUCGGCUACUCCAUCCCUCAGCAGCAGCCCGUGGCAGUGGCCAGGCGGAACGAAAGGGAGAGGAACCGGGUCAAGCAAGUCAACAUGGGCUUCCAGACGCUGCGUCAGCAUGUGCCAAACGGCGCCGCCAACAAGAAGAUGAGCAAAGUGGAGACCCUGAGGUCAGCGGUGGAGUACAUAAGGGCUUUACAGCAACUUCUUGACGAACACGACGCAGUGUCGGCUGCUUUCCAGUGUGGACUGCCAUCCCCGACGCUCUCCAACAGCUACUCAGCCGACCCGGAGUCACCUCACUCGACCUACUCAUCAGAUGAGGGCAGCUACGAGCCUCUGAGCUCCGAGGAACAGGAGCUGUUGGACUUCACAACCUGGUUUGACAGGUACUGAGGCUGUCAACACCUAAGCCACGCCGUGGCUCGUGUGCGUAAAAGCGUCCGUAUUCUUUCAGAAAUGCCGACAAAAGACAUGACAAAGGCAUCAGAUCUGCCUUGCCCCCCCGUGCUUCGAAGUGAUCCGUUGCCUCCCCUCCUCACCUGGGCUGCUUCUGCAGGAGCGAAGCAACAGUGAGAAAGACAGACCGAGUUUGUGUGUGUGUGUGAGAGAGAGGGAGCAUCUUGUUGCAUAGAGCAUAAGUAGUCCCCCCCCGAAGUCCCCACAAGAAGGAGGGAGUUGGACUCAGCGACACGUUGACGCGUGGAAGUGAAGAACUGUUGAUGUUAUGUUUGAAUAAGUGCAAUUAAUAAAGGACACAGCAGAGACGGUGCUGUAGACCCACGAGAGCUGUUUGAUGAGAGUUUCAUCAGACCGGGACUGCCUUCCUCAGCUGCCACGUCUGUUGGAAGACACAGCAAAGAUGAUGCGUCAGCAGACUUUAUUUUUAUUUUAUUUUAUUUUUUUCUGAUGUACAUUUCCCCCUAUUUCAUAACAAAACUGUAUCAUACAACCAACUGCUUUAACACGAAGACGUAUUUUUGUACAUUGAGUCAAACAAACAAUUUUCCCUGUCAACGUUCACUGCCACUUUCCUGACAGUGUUUGUGAGAACCAGUCGUCAGAUGGCAGUGACUUGUGAUGUGUGUGAGUUGUGUGUGACUGGACAGCAAUAUCAAGGCUACUACCUGUGACAGAUUGUAGUUUUUUAAAUAGGUGGUAAGGAGACAUUUCAUAAUGUAUGCACUUGUUCUCAAUUUCCCCUAGCCUAAAAUGUAAAUAUUUGAUUUUAACAGAUAUAUUUUGUGUAAAACAAGUUUUAUAAAUAAAGAUGAAUCUAUUUAUUAUA